This is a messenger RNA of Austrofundulus limnaeus, 1600 nucleotides long. RefSeq names its product coronin 2Aa (gene coro2aa). Lineage: Eukaryota; Metazoa; Chordata; Actinopteri; Cyprinodontiformes; Rivulidae. Gene Ontology annotation, molecular function: actin filament binding. The record is from RefSeq and is a predicted model, not a curated record.
AUGUCAUGGCGUCCUCAGUACCGCAGCUCCAAGUUCCGCCACGUGUUCGGGAAAGCUGCCACGAAGGAGGGCUGCUAUGACGGCGUGCCGAUCACACGCAGCGUCCAGGACAACCACUUCUGCGCCGUCAACCCUCGGUUCCUCGCCAUCAUCACCGAGUGUUCCGGGGGAGGGGCCUUCCUGGUUCUGUCCAUCAACCAUACAGGUAAGGUGGACCCUCACCACCCUCGGGUAUCGGGCCACAAAGGACACGUGUUGGACGUCAAAUGGAAUCCCUUCAAUGACUACUGCAUCGCCUCCUGCUCUGAAGACGCCACGGUGAAAGUGUGGGAAAUCCCUCCCCACGGCGUCCUGAAGACCCUAACGGUGCCAUGGAAGGAGCUGCAGGGUCACAGUCGCAGGGUGGGCCUCAUCGAGUGGCACCCGACCGCUAACAACAUCCUCUUCAGCACUGCCUACGACUACCAGGUGAUGAUCUGGAACCUGGACUCUCCGGAGUCGGUGAUAAAGAACCCGGUCCGGACCAUCACACACCACACAGAUGUGGUUCUGUCCAUGUCCUUCAACACAGAUGGCAGCGUCCUCGCCACCGCCUGCAGGGACAGGAAGGUCCGGCUGAUGGAGCCGCGCUCAGGGAACCUGCUGCAGGAAGGCAAUUAUAAAGCACACAAAGCCAGUAAGGUUUUGAUUCUGGGGAAUAUGAAGCUGCUCGUCACAGCCGGCACCUCUCGUUACAACGACCGACAGAUCGCUCUGUGGGACCAGGACGAUCUGUCAAAGCCUUUGCUGCAGGAGAAUCUGGAUGGUUCCUCUGGGGUUCUCUUCCCUUUCUACGACCCUGACACACACAUGCUCUACCUUGCUGGGAAGGGUGAUGGGAAUAUCAGGUACUACGAGAUCAGCUCAGAAAAACCUUACAUCCACUUCUUAACGGAAUAUCGUUCACAUUCUCCUCAGAAAGGAAUGGGUGUUAUGCCAAAGAGAGGCCUGAAUGUGAGUUCCUGUGAAGUUUUCAGGUUUUACAAACUGGUGACCAUCAAGAGUCUCAUCGAGCCUCUGUCUAUGAUUGUACCCCGCAGGUCGGAAUCAUAUCAGGAGGACAUCUAUCCGAUGACGGCCAGUAACAGGCCCGCUCUGUCUGCAGCGGAGUGGCUCAGCGGCAUCAACAAAGGUCCACUGCUGAUGUCUCUGAAGCCUGGGAGUGAGAUGAUGGAGUCUCCGUCAGACACCAAGGGCCUGAGCAACUCGCUGGACUCUCACAGGCCUCAGAGCAGACCCGGCAUCCUGCAGCCCGCUUACAUUCAGGACCGACUGGAAGCCAAAGACACCAGAGAAGAGAACGGGCGCCCAGAGGACGACAGGAGUCGGACCGGCGUGAGCAACGGGGAGGACCUCGCUCUCUGCUCACCUCCCAGGACCGAGAACGAGCUUCGCCUGAAGUUCCUGAAGCAGCAGGAGGAGAUCCGACGGCUGAGGGAGCUCCUCAACCAGAGGGACGUCCGUGUCAAACAGCUGGAGCUGGAGAUCAAGAACAUCAAGAACCAGAACUCCAUAUAAGACCCUCACGUCCACCUGGGAGGGGGGGGGGGGGGGGUGGACA